AUGUUCGUAAACUACACGGAACCAAUCGUUCGCUGUGCAACACGAUCGCUACUCCCAGUGAGAAGAAAAAACACAGAAUUGGACACUGGAUUUGGCGCCAAACGGCACAGUUCUCUAACCUCAAAAGGAAUACUUAGUGAAGGAAGAGUUUUUAAUAACAUUAUCCAAUGGAAUGAGAUAUGGCGCACAAGUGGCAUCACCCUAGUGGUGGAUACGAUUGAUGCACACUUCUGGGGAUCAGAUAGAUCACCAAACUAA
Sphenostylis stenocarpa is the source of this 258-nucleotide messenger RNA. The record is from the annotation of a GenBank genome assembly. NCBI's taxonomy places the organism in Eukaryota, Viridiplantae, Streptophyta, Magnoliopsida, Fabales, Fabaceae.